AUGAAGAAGAAAGAAGAGAAAAAACGGCCAAAGAGAGAGAAGCGCAUCAAGAGGCAGGAAGAUCCUCCACCCAACCUUCAUCAUCGGUUGGGGGAGUUUCCUCAAACUCAAUGUCCUCGACUUCUUCGUCAGAGGGAAGAGGAGGAGAUUUUGAGAAUGUGGAACCAUUUCCACAAUGAUAACCACAGAACUAACAACCUUGUUGAAUCGUGGCAUUCGAAGAUUAAUCGCCAGGCCAAAACAAGCCACCUGAACAUCUUUGCCUUCAUCCAGCUUAUCCAAAAGGAUGAAGCUGCAAAUAUUGCAGAAAUGCAUAUGCUCUCUCCUGGAUCCAUGACCCCAACCAGCAAGCGACCCAAGUAUCGGAAGAUAGAUGAAGAAAUAACACAUUUGAAAGCAGCACUUUUAAAUAGAGGAAUAUCCCUCAGGCAAUUCAUGCAUGAAGCAUCUCAUUGGAUACACAUGGGUCAAAACUCUUUCUUGAUGAAGUUGGAAAUCAGGCAAUCUAUUUUUAAGCUUAGUCAGUAUUUACCUGAAAUAUACGAAAAGGAAAAACUUUGUUCUGCGUGGGUAGCUUACAGACCUUACGUUCUAUUUUACAAACCAGAAACUAUAGAGGCUCUAUUAAACCACCCGAGUGCUCUCGACAAAUCCUGGGAGUAUCGCUUCCUGCACCCCUGGCUUGGAACUGGUCUCCUCACAAGUUCGGGGAAAAAAUGGAAAACUCGCAGAAGACUUCUGACUCCUGCAUUUCAUUUUCAAAUUCUAGAAGAUUUCUACCCCAUCUUCAAUGAAGAAUCUGAAAUUCUUACCAGAAAAAUCGAAAAAUUAUCUUCUCAGCCAUGGAUAGAUGUUCAGCCGCUUAUUACUAAAUGCACUUUGGAUAUUAUUUGUGAAACUGCCAUGGGAGUCAAAAUCAAUGCCCAAUCUGGUGAAAAUAUUUCUUAUGUAGAGGCAAUUAUGGGUAUGGCUGAUGUCAUGGUCACUAGGUCAUUUUUACCUUGGCUGUGGAUAGACUUCAUCUUUUACUACUUUUUCCCUUCUGGUUGGAAGUACAGGAAAGACUUAAGUAUUGUUCACAGUUUCACAAGAAAGGUUAUAAAGGAGAAAAAGAAAUCCAUGUUGAAAGAGCCAGUGACUCCGAAAAUCGAUGAGAAUGGCACGAAAAUAAGGAAACCUUUCUUACAACUCCUUUUAGAACACCAUCUAAGGGAUAGUUCCUUUACUGAAGAAGACAUCCGGGAAGAAGUGGAUACUUUUAUGUUUGAAGGUCAUGAUACAACAGCGAUGGCCAUUAGCUGGGCUCUGUUUUGUUUAGGGCAAAAUCCAGAAAUUCAGGAAAAACUCUAUGAAGAAAUAAGAGAUGUGUUCCAGGACGAUUACCAUCGCAAAAUUUCGAGCACUGACGUCAAGAACAUGAAAUAUCUGGAUUGCGUUCUAAAGGAAGCGCUCAGACUGUAUCCUUCUGUGCCUAUAUUCACCAGGGAACUAAAAGAAGAUAUCAAACUAAGUGAAUUGAACUUCACUGUACCAGCUGGCUGCUUAUGUAUGGUGCUUACGGUCAAACUACACCGUGAUCCAGCAUACUUCCCAGAUCCAGACAAAUUUGACCCAGACAGAUUUCUUCCUGAAAACUGUCUGAAAAGACAUCCUUAUGUGUACAUUCCUUUCUCCGCGGGACCUCGCAAUUGUGUUGGGCAAAGAUUUGCACUCACUGAAGAGAAGGUGAUUCUAAUCCAUAUUUUAAGAAAAUUCAAGAUUACAUCCCUGGAUCAUAUGGAUAAAGUUCCCACCAUGUUCGCCUUAACCUUAAAAAACUUACAGCCUCUGCGUGUUCGUUUCACACCAAGACAUGUGUCAUGA
Molecule: messenger RNA, 1863 nt
Organism: Uloborus diversus
Lineage: Eukaryota; Metazoa; Arthropoda; Arachnida; Araneae; Uloboridae
Product: cytochrome P450 4V2-like
Exons: 13
Coding region: 1-1863 (620 amino acids)
Molecular function (GO): iron ion binding; oxidoreductase activity, acting on paired donors, with incorporation or reduction of molecular oxygen; monooxygenase activity
Source: RefSeq, a predicted model, not a curated record